AUGCAUCUCCGGCCUACAAUAUCCUAUAGCACAUACAUUCAUUACCGUUUUGUGGGUCCACUGUCCACAACGGACAUAGAAAAAAGGGGACAAUCCGGGAACAGCUCCGAGGACUCGUUGUCAUCGGUUCCUAUCGUGUGUGCAGCACGCUGCAGCACGGUUACUUAUCAGGGUCGAGGCAAUGUAGGUCGGUUAGAUGGUAGUUUUCCGGGCUCGACCGAAUUGCUUGCUAGUGUGAAAACAUAACCGGAUUAUUUUAUAGGCCUUCCCCUUCUUCGAAC
Molecule: messenger RNA, 281 nt
Organism: Lentinula edodes (shiitake mushroom)
Lineage: Eukaryota; Fungi; Basidiomycota; Agaricomycetes; Agaricales; Omphalotaceae
Exons: 2
Coding region: 1-246 (81 amino acids)
Source: RefSeq, a predicted model, not a curated record